Messenger RNA from Procambarus clarkii (red swamp crayfish), 4609 nucleotides. The record is from RefSeq and is a predicted model, not a curated record. NCBI's taxonomy places the organism in Eukaryota, Metazoa, Arthropoda, Malacostraca, Decapoda, Cambaridae.
GGGCAGGUGGUGAUCACUUGUGUGUGUUAUUGCAGCUUCGGACAGCACCGAGAGCUCUGGGGGAAGGCUGCCGACCAAAACUGGACUCAGCAAAUUCGCCAAGUUGGCGCGCUCUGUGACGCGGAGCAGGUCGGUGUUGGUGACGCAGUUCUCCUCCCACCUGCCCGUCAUGAAGGACGUGGCCAAGCAGUCCAACAUCACCCAUAUGAUGAGUCUCAACAGUGACGUGAUGCCCCAGUACCGCCAGGAAGCUCCCAAGACGCCGCCUCACAUCCUCCUCCACUACUGUGCCUUCAAGGCUAUCUGGGACUGGGUCAUCCUCUGCCUCACCUUCUACACCGCGAUCAUGGUUCCCUACAACGUGGCCUUCAAGUACAAGACAUCGGAAGACGUGUCGCUGCUGGUGGUGGACUCCAUAGUCGACGUUAUAUUCUUUAUAGACAUAGUGCUCAACUUUCACACCACCUUCGUGGGCCCCGGCGGGGAGGUGGUGUCGGAUCCUAAGAUCAUUCGAAUGAACUAUUUGAAAUCCUGGUUUCUGAUAGACCUGUUAUCGUGCCUGCCAUAUGAUGUUUUCAACGCGUUUGACCACGAUGAAGAUGGCAUCGGGUCGUUAUUCUCGGCGUUAAAGGUGGUUCGACUGUUGCGCCUGGGACGAGUAGUUAGGAAGCUGGACCGUUACUUGGAGUACGGAGCCGCCAUGUUGAUACUCCUCCUCUGCUUCUAUAUGUUGGUGGCGCACUGGCUUGCCUGCAUCUGGUACAGCAUAGGUAAGAGCGACGCGGACAACGGGAUCCAGUACUCUUGGUUGUGGAAGCUGGCCAAUGUCACGCAGUCCCCCUACGCCUACAUCGUCUCCAACGGCUCCAACACGCUGGAGCUCAUCAACGGACCCAGCAAGAAGACUAUGUACGUAACAUCUCUCUACUUCACCAUGACGUGCAUGACCUCCGUCGGGUUUGGCAACGUCGCGGCGGAGACGGACAAUGAGAAGAUCUUCACUAUCUGCAUGAUGAUUAUUGCAGCGCUCCUCUACGCCACCAUCUUCGGCCACGUCACCACCAUCAUCCAGCAGAUGACCUCGGCUACCGCCAAGUACCACGAGAUGCUGAACAACGUGAGGGAGUUUAUGAAGCUCCACGAGGUGCCGAAGGCGCUGUCAGAGCGGGUGAUGGAUUAUGUCGUCUCCACCUGGGCCAUGACGAAGGGCAUUGACACCAACAAGGUAGAAAAUGAGGUCCUCAACUACUGCCCCAAGGACAUGAAGGCCGACAUCUGCGUCCACUUAAACCGCAAGGUCUUCAACGAGCACCCAGCCUUCCGGUUGGCCUCCGACGGCUGUCUUAGAGCCCUGGCGAUGCACUUCACAAUGAGUCACUCCGCUCCAGGGGACCUGCUGUUUCACACGGGGGAGUCGUUGGACACGCUGUGUUUCAUAGUGACGGGGUCGUUGGAGGUCAUCCAGGACGACGAGGUGGUGGCCAUCCUGGGCAAGUGUGACGUCUUCGGCGACACCUUCUGGAAGGAUCCCACCGUCGGCCAGAGCGCCGCCAACGUGCGCGCCCUCACCUACUGCGACCUGCACGCCAUCAAGCGGGAAAAGCUGCUGGAGGUCCUCGACUUCUACCACGCCUUCGCCAACUCCUUCGCCAGGAACCUCGUCCUCACCUAUAACCUCAGACACAGACUCAUCUUCCGGAAAGUGAGCGACGUCCGGCGGGAGAAGGAGCUGGCCGAGAGGCGCAAGCACGAGCCCCAGCAGGAGCUGAGCCAUGACCACCUCGUGAGGAAGAUCUUCUCCAGGUUCCGGAGAGACAAGGCUGGUGGCGGCUCGGGCACGCCCAACAGCGCCUCCUCUGACUUGGUGGGCGUGAGUGGACGUGAUGUGGAGCGGGGCUCUGGGGAACGCUCCGAUUCUGAGCUGGUGGGCACCACUGAUGCCCUCAAGGUGGUGAAGAUGCCGCCCGCCAGAAUGAACAACGUCUGCGAGACCAACGGCCCACGCAAGUGGAAGAACAUCUUCGGCAGGAACGAAGGCGGCGGUGAGGACGACGGCUCCACGACGGACGAGUGCAACAAGAAGAACCUAAUGCAGGAUGGUGUCUUACGCAGUCUCUCCAAGCACAACACUAAUCUCUCCAAGGCCCUGGGGGUGACACCCAAGAGAGCCAACAACACCACCACCUCCACCACCCCCACCACGGCGCCCAACAACCACAACAACAACCACAACAACAACAAUAACAUCAGUACCAAGACUGUUGUCAAAAAGGAGACUCUCGCUCUGGAAGGCAGCGCCAAGUUCAAGCUGAACAAACUGGACUCACUGGACUCUGGGGUCGUGCGGGACCAUAAGAAUAAGCUGCAGGAUAACGACUCUGGUCACGUGAUGGACUACAUCGCUCCAGUCACCCCCGGCGUCACCCCUGUCGACUGUCAGCAGAUCAUCGCCAGUCUCAUGGACUUUAAGGUCGACCUCAAACUUGAGAUCCAGAGGAUGAACCAGAAGCUGACGAAACUUGAAGACAACAUGAAUGACGUGAUGACGAGGAUAAACUACGUGCAGCGGUCAUCGUCGCAGCCAGUGAGCGUGCGGCCCACCUGCGACGACCCUCUCACACGACCACCCCUAAGGCGGGAGAAGGAGCGGACCACGACGACUGCCGGCGACGCCGUGGGUGACAGUGACGAAACUAAACAUACUAUGCCAAAAGUGACAGCUAGUGAGGAACCCAGAAAACCUAAGAGGAGAGACAAAAGUCGUGUUAAGAGCGCAUCAACGCCGCGCACCUCCCCCACAGACUCGACCUCCCCGACGGACUCUAUGGUGCGGGGCAUGUUGGAGGACGAGAUCUUGGAGCAGGCCGCCUCCCCGCGCGCCGAAGCUCCUCCUCUACCCAAAGCUCGCUCCAGGGAAUACCUCUGAGACGCUAGUACAACCCUAAUUGGCCGGGGCUUUCCCAGGAGGUUUCUGUCGACUCCUUGAGCACGGUAGCACAAGUGUACAUGAUGUCAAAGUUUAUUAGAAGCGUUCUUGAGACUGGAAAUGGGCGGGAUUAUUCCUUAAGGGGGGACUGUCAUUAUGGUUGAUGCUGACACGACGCGGCCGCGCUGUGUUCGCUAUUUAUAUUUUAAAUGAUGACUGAAUGAACUAUUGUUAUGGCAGCGUGGCAAGUGCUGACCAAGGGUGCAGUAACUAAGAUACUUUACAUUUAAAGUAUUCCUAUUAAUUAGGCAAACAUUACAAAAAACCCUGUUUACCUUAAACAUUGCAAGCCUCCUGGAAUAGCACUCUCCAUUCUGCUGGUUGUAAAAAAAGAUAAACAAAAAAUAAUAAUAAUAAUGCUAAAGGUCCUACGUUGAAGGAAUUUAUUUUUUUACAAAUUUGAUUAUCUUUAGAGUUCUUUGUUAAGUUUUCUGAACAUAUCAGUUGUGGUGCCAGUGUUCCAGCAUCCAAAACCUGCUGUAGAUCUUCUUACCUGCGCCCGUGUACUCUGCUGCUGGAGACACCCACGCAGCCUCGCUGUUCUGCUGGCUCCAAACACGAGGACCUUGAGCUCUGCUGACCACGAAGAGGACUUUCUUUGAUGGCCUUCAAGAGGAGUAUUUUGUUUGCCAAGAAGUCCCUGUUCUAUGCAGGCUAUGAAGAGAAGUUACUCAUUGUACUCUCCUGGCCAUGAAGACGAGGCUCCUGUGAUCUGCUGGCCAUGUAAAUAUGGCCACCGGUGUGUUUGUCAAGACUGGCAGCUCCCUGUGUUGUGCAGGAUGUGAAGAGGACGUACCAGUGUUGUGUUGGAUAAGGAGUUGUGUUGGAUAAACACGAUAAGAUGUUUUCUGUUGGGCCUUGCUUCCGAUGGAUCAUCCCUGCAAGGAACGGAAAGAGAAAGGUGCUCGCUGGGUAGAAGACCCCGCUGGCAUGGUCUGUGACCCCUGGUGGCGUGACCCUGCACGCGCUUACUCUAGCAUAAGGUCACCCCGAGCUCAGGCGCACGGAGCAGAGCGAACACUGGGCAAUACUCAGCCGCCCCUCGCCAGGGUCGCGCACGGCGGCUGUGGAGACAGUCUCAGCAUUUACACAUAAGUACCGUCCCGUUUGUUUUGUACAUAACAAAACAGUGUUUUAAAGUUGAAUGCAAGAGUGAUGUAUUUCAGGUGUUUCGUCAAAUAUGUAUUGAGUUUCGUCGCAAACUUAAAGAGGAUAUAAUUUGACAUUGUUUGUGCUAAGGUCGAGUUUUGAAUAUUUAUAUUUCUUGUGCUAAUUGUUACUGUUUCAACUGAUCUGUGAUAAUAUAUUUGUUUAGGUCUAUGAGCGCCAUGCAACAGUGUGGAGGGUGGGUAGUCUACCCCCCUCCACCCUCACCCCCCCCCCUUCACUCCGACCCAGCCUACCCCCCUAUAUAGUUCUCCUCUACCAGUUUCAACCCCUACUCAUUCCUCCUCCAAGGAACUGAGCCUCUUAUUCCUAGAUAUUCCUCGGUCAUGACCCUUGACCUUUCCUCUGUACGCAAAGGUCAGACUCGUUUUAUACCAUAUGCAACGUUCCUGCAUCUGGAAAGAGUCACACACACACACACACACACACACACACACACACACACACACACACACA